Molecule: messenger RNA, 5690 nt
Organism: Homo sapiens (human)
Lineage: Eukaryota; Metazoa; Chordata; Mammalia; Primates; Hominidae
Gene: PXMP4
Product: peroxisomal membrane protein 4
Exons: 4
Coding region: 104-742 (212 amino acids)
Cellular component (GO): peroxisomal membrane
Source: RefSeq, marked validated
ACGAGUCGGCGGCGCUACCGAGGGGCUGUGGGCGCGCAGCUGGAACCUCCGGCUGUCAGUGCGCUUACAGUUCCUAACCCCGACCCUGCGCGCAGCCCGCACUAUGGCAGCCCCGCCGCAGCUAAGGGCUCUGCUCGUAGUCGUCAACGCACUGCUGCGCAAGCGCCGCUACCACGCUGCGUUGGCCGUGCUUAAGGGCUUCCGGAACGGGGCUGUCUAUGGAGCCAAAAUCCGGGCCCCUCACGCGCUGGUCAUGACCUUUCUCUUCCGGAAUGGCAGCCUCCAGGAGAAGCUGUGGGCCAUACUGCAGGCCACAUAUAUCCACUCCUGGAACCUGGCACGGUUUGUGUUCACCUACAAGGGUCUCCGUGCCCUGCAGUCCUACAUACAAGGCAAGACCUACCCAGCACACGCAUUCCUGGCGGCCUUCCUCGGGGGUAUCCUGGUGUUUGGAGAAAACAAUAACAUCAACAGCCAGAUCAACAUGUACCUGUUGUCACGCGUCCUGUUUGCCCUGAGCCGCCUGGCUGUAGAGAAGGGCUACAUCCCUGAACCCAGGUGGGACCCGUUCCCGCUGCUCACUGCGGUGGUGUGGGGGCUGGUGCUGUGGCUCUUUGAGUAUCACCGAUCCACCCUGCAGCCCUCGCUGCAGUCCUCCAUGACCUACCUCUAUGAGGACAGCAAUGUAUGGCACGACAUCUCAGACUUCCUCGUCUAUAACAAGAGCCGUCCCUCCAAUUAAUGCAGCCCUGAGGUGUCUGGCUGUGGCUCAAGAUUUGGCCCCAUGCAGACCCUCCCAAAGGAUACUGCCUUCUCAAGAUCAUAGGCCUCAGACUCCAACUGGUGUUAUCCCAGGGUUCCGUUUGCUGAAGUAAAAACACUGAUUUUAAAAUCCCAGUGGGUACCUUUGUAUGGUGGCACAAGUGGCCGAAUCAGGCUGAGGAAUCUACGGCUUGGUUCCAGCUGUGCAGCUGACUUCUGUGAGACUGGGGCCAGCCACACUACUCUCUAGGCCUCAGGGGUCAAGGAGCUCAGAGGAGGGCCCUGAGGUCUCUUUCCGGUGGGUAUGUUCAUUCUUCAACUGUUCUUAUGUCACAGAGGGCUCCUUGCUGGUGGGCAGUGGGUUGUAAAUACUUUUUAAAAAACACUAAGUUCCUUAUCUCAGAUGCUGUUCUACUGGAGAAGUUCUAGAUUCCCACUGUCCAAUAGAAACACGUGAGCCAUAUAUGUAAUUAAAAUGUUUCUAGUAGCUGCAUUACAAAAAAGAAGCCUGGGCACUGUGGCUCACUCCUGUAAUCUCAGAACUUUGGGAGGCUGAGGCAGGUGGAUCACUUGAGCUCAGGAGCUUGAGACCAGCCUGGGCAACAUGGUGAAACCCAGUUUCUACAAAAAAUACAAAAAAUUAGCCGGGUUCCAUCACCUGUGGUUCCAGCUGAGGUGGGAGGAUCACUUGAGCCUAUGAGGUCGAGGCUACAGUGAGCAAAGAUCACGCCACUGCACUCCAGCCUGGGCGACAGUGAGACCCUGUCUCACCAAAGAAAAAAAAAAGGUGAGAUUAAUCUUCACUAUAUAUUUUAACACAAAUUUCUAAAAGUUAUUUCAACAUAUAAUUAACAUCAUUAGAUAUUUUGUACUCUUUUUUGUAUUAAGUAUUCAAAAUUGGGUGUAUAUUUUGCCACCCACAUUUUCAGGACCCAGUAGCCACAUGUGGCUAGUGGCUGCUGUGACGGGCAACACAGAUAUGGAACACUUGUAUCCUCACAGAUUAUUCUAGUGGACAGUGCAGAUCUAGAGCUAGAGGACAUGGGUUUGAGUCCCCACUCCCCCACUGUGUAACCUUGGGGAAGGUUCUGGACCUCUCAGAGCCUCAAUUUAUCAUAAAAUGAGGAUAAUCAUAAUGCCGUGGUCCUCACUGGACUUGUGCAACUACCACUGAUGUGCUACUAAUUACUUUCAUUUAGUGCAUUCAUACUUCCACUUGGGUGUUUUCCACAUAUUAUUAUUAUUUUUUUUUUUUAAGUAGCGACAGGGUCUCGCUCUGUCACUAGGGCUAGUCUCGACCUCCUAGCCUCAAGCAAUCUUCCUGCCUCAGUCUCCCAAAGUGCCAUGAUUACAGGCAUGAGCCACUGCCCCUAGCCUGCACAUAUUAUUUUUAAACCAUACAGUGGCCUUGCAAAUGUGUGUUUUCGUCCCCAUUUUACAGAUGUAGAAACUGAGGGUCAGGCCAGGUGCAGUGGCUCACGCCUGUAAUCCCAGCACUUUGGGAGGCUGAGGCAGGCAGAUAACCUGAGAUCAGGAGUUCUUGACCAGCCUGGCCAACAUGGUAAAACCCCAUCUCUACUAAAAAUACAAAAAUUAGCCAGGCAUGGUGGCACGUCCCUGUAAUCCCAGCUACUGGGGAGGCUGAGGCAGGAGAAUCGCUUGAACCUGGGAGGCAGAGGCUGCAGUGAGCUGAGAUCGCACGACUGCACUCCAGCCUGGGCCACAGAGCGAGACUGUGUCUAAAAAAAAAAUAAAAAAAGAAAAGAAAAGAAACUGAGAAUCAGAGAGGAGAGUAACUUGCCCAAGGUAAUACAGCUAGUAUAACAGCCGAAUCAAGAUUUGAACUCAGAUUCGUCUGAUUUCAAAGCCCAUGUUUUUUCCAGUGCCUUGUUUCAAAUUUAGAAACCUAAGCCAUGCUAUGCAAAUGUUAGCUCAUUAUAGGAUAUGGGCCAGAAAGGGGUACACAUUCAAAUGCCCAUAGGGGCCUACAAUGACAUAGUGCUAUGCGAUGAGGAGUGAUGGGGACAUAGGGAACUGGAGACUUGUGUACCAGUCUGAUUUUUUCUUUUUUUUUUUUUUUUGAGACAGAGUCUUGCUCUCUCGCCCAGGCUGGAGUGCAGUGGCGCGAUCUUGGCUCACUGCAAGCUCUGCCUCCCAGGUUUACUUACACCAUUCUCCUGCCUCAGCCUCCGGAGUAGCUGGGCCUACAGGUGCCCGCCACCACACCCGGCUAAUUUUUUGUAUUUUUAGUAGAGAUGGGGUUUCACCGUGUUAGCCAGGAUGGUCUCAAUCUCCUGACCUCAUGAUCCACCCACCUUGGCCUCCCAAAAUGCUGGGAUUACAGGUGUGAGCCACCAUGCCUGGCCAAGUCUGCUUUUUUCGAAACCACGAUCCUAGACCAGGCACGGUGGCUUGCACCUGUAAUCCCAGCACUUUGGGAGGCCGAGGCGGGUGGAUCACCUGAGGUCAGGAGUUCGAGACCAGCCUGGCCAACAUGGCGAAAUCCUGUCUCUACUAAAAAUACAAAAAUUAGCUGGACAUGGUGGCAGGCACCUGUAAUUCCAGCUACUUGGGAGGCUGAGGUGGGAGAAUCUCUUGAACCUGGGGGGCUGCUGUGAGCCGAGAUAGUUCCAUUACACUUCAGCCUGGGUGACAGAGUAAGACUCUGUCUCAAAAAAAAAAAAAAAAAAAAAAACACAAUCCUGGACAAAUCAAACAAGUCUCCAGGAAAAUCUGGUCCAUGGGCUACCAAUUUGAGACCAUUGGUCUGGUAGAUACACUUUCAUUAAUAUACUUACUCCAUCACUCUUUCUAUAUUUUAGAAGUUACUAGUAGAAAUGUAUGCAGGAGUCACUGGAGACCUUAUUAAAAUGCAGCUUCUGAUUCAGUGAGCUGGGGUGGGGCCUGAGAGUCUGCAUUUCUCCCAGGCUCCCUGGUGCUGCCAGUGGUGCUGCUCUGAGUAACAAGGGGGUGGGGAAUGAUAUGGAGCCGUCCAUUAUUAUCCCAUCUGACAAAUGAGUCACAGAGCCCUUAGGUAAUUGAGGUGGGAUCAGUCUGAUUCUGUAAGCUGUGUUUUCAGCCACAACAUUUACUGCAAACUUGGAGUAGGUAAUUAUGAAGUUCCUUUAACUUGCUGUGGAGGUUGAAUGAGCUCUAGAGUAAGGGGUCCGCAACCCCGGUACCGGUCCAUGGCCUGUUCGGAACCAGGCCACGCAGCAGGAGUUGAAAGGUGGGUGAGCUAGCGAAGCUUCAUCUGUAUGUACAGCCACUCCCCACUGCUCACAUUACCACCUGAGCUCUGCCUUCUGUCAGAUCAGUGGUGGCAUUAGAUGCUCGUAGGAAUGCAAACCCUAUUGUGAACUGCGCAUGCAAGGGAUCUAGGUUGCAUGCUCCUUAUGAGAAUCUAAUGCCUGAUGAUCUGUCACUGUCUCCCGUCACGCCUUGAUGGGACUGUCUAGUUGCUGGAAAACAAACUCAGGGCUCCCACUGAUUCUACAUUAUGGUGUGUUGUACAAUUAUUUCAUUAUAUAUUACAAGGUAAUAAUAAUAGAAAUAAAAUCCACAGUAAAUGCAAUGUGCUUGAAUCAUCCUGAAACCACGUCCCCUCCCCAGUGGUCCGUGGAAAAAUUAUCUUCCCCAAAACUGGUCCCUGGUGCCAAAAAGGUUGGGGACUGCUGCUCUAGGGGUUGGGGAGGGCAGAGGGCUUGGGCCAUCACCAGGCAGGUUUUAUAGCAGAUGGUGGGGGUGCCCUGCCUAUAGCUCCUCUAAAUAACGACUCUGGUGCACACUAGCCAGCUUUGCCAGUGGCCGCCCCUCUGUCUUUCUGCCUGAGGACUCUAGCUUGUCACUGGUGCCUCCUUUGCCAGCCUCUGGCAGGCCUGAAGGGCUGGAGAAUGAACACAUCCUUGGAGCAACCUUCAACCAAUGACUGAUAAAUACCCCCACUCCCACAGCCCGCAUCCCUCACCCCUCGGGUGGGAUAACUCAGAGGUGCGUGCUCCACACUGACUCCCAGGGCCGCCCAGCAGGGCUGAGCCUCAAACACCCUCCCCAUCUCCCUUCCUCAUGCCCCUACCAGUGCUUCCUGGGACCACUUCCCAUAUGAACCACUUGCACUCAAACCCUUGUCUUAGAGUCUGCUAUUGGGGGAACCCAAACUAAAACUGGCCUCUGUACAGCAGGUUGAGAGGCAAUAUAGCAUGGUGGUCAGGGACAUAGGCUUUGGAGCCAGAGUGCCUGGGCUCAAGCCCUGGCCCCACAGUUUCCUUGGGCAAGUGACUGAGCCAUUCUGUGCCUCUAUUUCCUCAUUGAUAAAGUAGGCGUUGUCGUAGCACACACCUCAUCGAGUGGUGUGGAGGGUUAAAGAAUAUGACACAGUUAAAGUGAGUCCCCAAUAAAUGCUGUUAUUUCUAAGAGCAUCCAAAUGUAGAGGAAGUGUGCCCCUGAGGACUGAGCACACCCUGCUUUUAGCCUGUCCUGCCCCCAGCUGAAGGUGAAACCUUGGCCGCCUGCCCUCCUGAAGUCCCGCCACUGCUGCUGGGGGUUGGCCAACUCCGCUACCGACUGUCUCUGCUCUCUAAGAAUAGGUUUCCCUCACAGAUGGCAUCUCUCUGGAUGCUGCUAGAGCAUCUGGUGCUUCCAACUGCACACUCCAGGGAGGAAGGCAGUGUGGUCUGUGCCGGGGAGCAGGGCUCUGCCUUCCAGCAGAUCUGAGAGGAGUCCCAUUUGGCUCCUUCCUAGCUGCCCUCCAUUCUCUAAGACCUGUAAAACAGGGAUGGCCAGAGGGCUCUUGUUGCACAGUAAGUGCUAUGCUUCCUAAAUGCUAGUUCCUGAAAUAGAAUGGUUUAACCUCUACUUACUAAACACCUGCUACAAUCCUGUUAAUUCUUUUGACAUGUAAGACUAAAAUAAAUAAAUAAAUAAAUAAA